AAAAAUGGGCAGCACAUAACCUAAAAAAUUGUGAAAAUGAAUUUAGUGAAAAACUUGCUAAAAAUCGUGGUAAAUGUACCCCAAAAGUCUCAAAUUCACUCAACUGCUGCCCUAGCUGCUAAUUCAUUCAACUAUGGCCCUAGAAAAUGGGAGGCAUACAAUAAAACCAUCUUUCCUCCCGAAGAAGGAAUCAGUCGUCCUGCGUAUGUAUGCCACGUGAAGAAAAACAUACGGUACAGCCCGAAAAAAAUGUGGUAUGUUGCAUGCCUGGUCCGUGGGAUGUCUGUCGAUGAGGCUGUGAAACAGCUCAGCUUUGUGCUGAAAAAAGGCGCCAAGGAUGUCAAAAAUGCCAUUUUGGAGGCUCAAAAAUUAGCCGUGGAGCAGCACAAUGUUGAAUUUAAGAGCAAUCUCUGGGUGGCAGAGAGUUUUGUGGGAAAAGCCAAAUAUUUUAAGGGAAUCCGGAGGCAUGCCCGGAAACGAAUUGGGGAAGUUGAAUACAAGCAUUGUCACUAUUUUGUGCGCCUCGAGGAAGGGCCCCCACCGGCAAACUACUACCCGGCUGAUUUGACUCCUGAACAGCAACUGGAUAAGUGGAUGGAUCAAAUGAGAAAGAGGAGAGUCACGGGAUCUCUGUAAAAUUGCUAACCGGAGAAUGUUCUAUGAAGGAUUUCCUCCAAAAGAGCAUUUUGAUUCUUUUUUUUAAAGAUCCUUAUCUAUUCAGUAAAGACUUUAGUUUAAUAAUUA
Molecule: messenger RNA, 744 nt
Organism: Phlebotomus papatasi
Lineage: Eukaryota; Metazoa; Arthropoda; Insecta; Diptera; Psychodidae
Gene: mRpL22
Product: 39S ribosomal protein L22, mitochondrial
Exons: 2
Coding region: 37-636 (199 amino acids)
Biological process (GO): ribosome assembly; translation
Cellular component (GO): ribosome; mitochondrial large ribosomal subunit
Molecular function (GO): structural constituent of ribosome
Source: RefSeq, a predicted model, not a curated record